GUCCGGGUUUGGGCAGGCAGUGCUGUCAGCGCGCGGUGCGCCUUGGCACCAGCUGAUAAGGAGAAAAAAUAGAAGCGUCUCCUCUGGAUAUUUAAGGAAGUCUGCAAAUACUUGAUUAAUGGCUGAUCUAGUGCUUGUGAUUGGCAAUGGAAGCAGGGAGCAUGCUUUGGCCUGGAAAUUAGCACAGUCUCCACAUGUAAAACAAGUGCUUGUUGCUCCAGGAAAUGCAGGAACAGCUGGAGAUGGGAAAAUUUCCAAUUCAGCUGUGUUAGUUAGUAACCAUGCAAUCCUUGCCCAGUUCUGCAAAGAUCAUAACAUUGGACUUGUGAUAGUGGGACAAGAGGAUCUUUUGGCAACUGGAAUCGUUGAUUACUUGACAUCAGUAGGAGUGAGAUGCUUUGGACCCACAGCAAAGGCAGCUCAGUUAGAGACCAGUCUAAGCUUUGCCAAAGCCUUUCUGGAUCAGCUUGGGAUCCCAGCAGCAAGGUGGAAAGCCUUCACCAAUCCUCAGGAAGCAUAUAGAUUUGUUAACAGCACAGACUUUCCUGCACUGGUUGUAAAGGCUGGUAGCCCAGCUGCUAGAAAAGAGGUAAUUAUUGCAGCCAGCAAAGAGGAAGCAUGUGAAGCUGUGCAAAAGAUGAUGCAGGAAAACAUGUUUGGGGAGUCUGGAGAGAUGGUUGUCGUUGAGGAACUUCUUAAAGGGGAAGAACUUUCUUGCUUGUGCUUCAGUGAUGGAGUCACAGUUGCCCCCAUGCCACUGGCCCAGGUCCACAGAUAUUUGCUGGAUGGAGACAGAGGUCCAAACACUGAAGGGUUGGGAGCUUUCUGCCCUGCACCUCAGGUUCCAGAAGCUCUUCUACAGAAAAUCAAAGAUGCUAUCUUUCAACCCAUUGUUGAUAAUAUGAGACAAGAAGGAACACCGUAUAUAGGUGUGCUGCAAACAAGAUUAAUGCUUACCAAAGAUGGUGUGAAAGUAUUAAACUUUAAGUGUCACUUUGGUGACCCUGAGUGCCAGGUAAUUCUUCCACUGUUAAAAAAUGACUUUUAUGAAGUGAUUCAAGCAAUAAUCAAAGGCAAACUCUGCAGCCUCAUGCCAGUCUGGUCAGAAAACAGUACUGCUGUGUCUGUGGUUAUGAUAAGCAAAGGAUACCCAGGAGACUAUGCUAAUGGCAUGGAAAUAACAGGUCUUCUUCAGGCGAAAGAGCUGGGAGUGGAGGUGUUCCAUUCAGGCACAACGGUGAAAGAUGGCAAAGUGGUGACGAAUGGUGGAAGAGUCCUUACCGUAACAGCUGUCAUGGAGGAUUUGAUGUCAGCACUAGAACAAGCCAAUGAAGCAGUGGCAGCCAUACAGUUCCAUGGUGCCAUUUAUUGGAAGGAUGUUGGUUACCCAAUUUUAGGAUUUCUCUCACAGUCUGUAGGCCCAGUAUGCAAAGGAAGAAGCAUGGAAACUUUGACCAGCAAUAUUUUGAUUGAUCACUGUGAACGACCAACUGAAAGUAAUACCAUAUCAGGCAGCCAUUCAGAGUUGGAAGGCUUUGCUGGUCUGUUUGACUUGAGAGCGUUUGGAUAUGAUGAUCCUAUUUUAGUGUCUCGAACUAAAGGCCUUGGAACUAAAUUGCAGAUUGCACAGGUGUGUAAGAAACACAAUACCGUUGGUCAGGACUUGGUUGCUGUGUGCAUCAAUGACAUCCUGGCCCAGGGAGCAGAGCCCCUCUUCUUCCUUGACUACUUUGCCUACAGUAAACUUGAUGCUGAAGUGACCCAGGUCAUCAAAGAAGGAAUAGCUGAUGCUUGUAGAAGAGCAGGAUGUAUCCUUUUGGGGAGAGAGAUUGCCGAAAUGCCUGGCAUGUAUUCACUUGGAGAGUAUGACCUUGCUGGCUUUGUAGUUGGUGCAGUGGAACGAAGACAGAUGCUCCUGAAGCUGGAGAAAAUUGCUGAUGGGGAUGUAGUUAUUGGACUAGCUUCUUCUGGGAUUCACAGCAGUGGGUUUAACCUUGUAAGGAAGAUUCUCUUAAUGUCCUCUCUACACUACACUGCUCCAGUACCUGGUGGAUGUGAUGACCAGACUUUAGGAGAGCUGUUGCUAACCCCAGUAAAUAUGUACAGCAAGUCUCUGCUUCCAGUCCUUCGUUCAGGGCAUGUGAAAUCCUGUGCUAUUAUUGCUGAAGGAGGCUUGAUGAAAAGCAUCCCAAGAAUCCUUCCUGAAUCAUGUGGUGUUGUUUUGGAUGCUCAUAGCUGGAAGAUACCCCAGAUCUUUUCCUGGCUCCAUAAUGAGGGGAACCUCUCAGAAGAAGAGAUGGCCCAGGCAUUUAAUUGUGGGAUUGGUGCUGUCUUGGUGGUACAGAAGGAGUUGGCUGAGCAGGUUCUGAUGGACAUAAAGAGACAUGAAGAAGCGUGGGUGAUAGGGAACAUUGUCUCUAUGCGCACAGGAUCUGCUCCUGUGAAAGUCAAGGAUCUCCUGAAAGCCUUGCAGUUACAUGGAUCCCAGUGUCAGCAGAAUGCUGCUCUCUUGGACAGUCACCUCCAGCCCAAAAAGAGCAAAGUGAAAGUAGCUGUUCUCAUCUCUGGAGCAGGUACCAGCCUUGCGGCACUUAUUGCUUAUGCAAAAGAACCAGCAAGCUGUGCCCAAGUGGCCCUUGUCAUCUCUAACAAGCCUGGGGUGGAAGAACUGAGGAAUGCAGCCAGGGCUGGGAUUCCCACCAGGGUGAUUGACCAUAAAUUGUAUGGCAGCCGCUCUGAAUUUGACGGCACAAUCGACAGAGUCCUUGAAGAAUUCUCUGUUGAACUGAUCUGCCUGGCCGGAUUUAUGAGAAUUUUGUCCAGCGCUUUCCUCAGAAAGUGGAGUGGAAAAAUUUUGAAUGUUUAUCCAUCACUUUUGCCACCAGCGAAAGGGGGAAAUGCCUAUAAGUCAGUGCUCCAACCAGGCCACAGAGUGACUGGCUGUACAGUGCAUUUUGUACUGGAGGAGUCCAGUGCAGGAGCAGUAAUUCACCAAGAGCUCAUCCCUGUGGAGGUGGAUGACACGGAGAAGACCUUGUCUGAAAGGCUGAGGGAAGCAGAGUGCCGAGCCUUUCCCAUUGCCCUGCAGCUGGUGGCCAAGGGAAUGGUGCAGCUAGGAGCAGAUAGGAAAACCUGCUGCAAAUCAGAAGGCCAACAGCCGAUUCAUCAAAGGACAUCAGAGGAAAACCAUGGGCGUCCCAAGUAUGCACACAAUGUACGCACAGAAGCAGGAGCCAUGGUACAAGAACUGGAUGGCAAGGUGCUUCUGUUGGGCAGGCCUGGCUCAGGAGAUUAAAAUGCAGCAUGUAAAUAUGAAGGCUUAUUAAUACACAGAACUGUGGAUGAAGUCCAGCGGACAUUCAGAGAAAACAGAAACAGCACAGAGCACUUUGCUUCUUGAAUCAACAGAAAUGGACUUGGGUUUUUUUGCCAGGUAAUUUCAGUGUGAGAGGGAUUUCUCUCUAAUACCCCCUGCACAGAAACGGGUU
Alligator sinensis (Chinese alligator) is the source of this 3488-nucleotide messenger RNA. Its product is annotated as trifunctional purine biosynthetic protein adenosine-3-like. The coding region runs from base 119 to 3295 and encodes 1058 amino acids. Gene Ontology annotation, cellular component: cytosol. NCBI's taxonomy places the organism in Eukaryota, Metazoa, Chordata, Crocodylia, Alligatoridae. Gene Ontology annotation, molecular function: ATP binding; metal ion binding; phosphoribosylglycinamide formyltransferase activity. The transcript has 25 exons. Gene Ontology annotation, biological process: adenine biosynthetic process; 'de novo' IMP biosynthetic process. The record is from RefSeq and is a predicted model, not a curated record.